This is a messenger RNA of Coregonus sp. 'balchen', 1021 nucleotides long. NCBI's taxonomy places the organism in Eukaryota, Metazoa, Chordata, Actinopteri, Salmoniformes, Salmonidae. The record is from the annotation of a GenBank genome assembly.
AUGUCUUCUCUCUGCACAUUACAGGCAUCCAGAGUAACCCAGAUGUUGAACAUCAGCGAGGUUCAGUUGCCUUUGCAGCUUCCUACAUUGUCCAGAUCCUCAGACAGGCUUCUGCAGCCUCUAUGGGACUAUUUCAUUUUCAACCACUACUCCCUCAUCUCCUCUCCCUUCUUUCCUGUCAUACUCUGCUUCUCCAGUUACUUCUUCUCCAGUCGCCCCUUAUACUAGACCUCCUGGGAGAUACGGUCCACUUCAUUCACCACUACAAGAUCCAGCAAGAGAGACGUCCAACCAUGAGGAUGAUGUCAAAGAGUAUUGGAAGGGCUGUGUAUAACCACUUUGUUCUGCCUGCUGUGCUGAUUCAAACUUGCUUUAUGCCUUCAGUGGUGCUGCCUACCAGUGCUCCAACUGUGGUAGAGGUGCUCAUUGAUGGACUUGCUGCCCUUCUUUUUGACACGCAGUACUAUAUGUGGCACUUUGUGCACCACAAGCAUCCACAACUGUAUCGGUGGGUUCAUGCCAUCCACCACGAAUACAUGGCAGCCUUCUCCUGGAACACCCAGCAACUCAGCAUUCCAGAACUGAUAACAGUGGGAUUCUGGAGCAACCUGGACCCCAUCCUGCUGAAAUGCCACCCUUUUACUACCUGGUGCGUCACCAUCUUCAGUAUCUGGAUGUCAGUGGAGGACCACAUAGGCCAGGGUUCUUCAAUUCCGGUCCUGGAGGGCCGAAACACCUCUGUUUUUCAUCCUCUCCUUCUAAUCAGGGGCUAAUUCAGACCUGGGACACCAGGUGAGUGCAAUUAACUACCAGGUAGAAAUAAAAAACUGAAGUGUUUCGGCCCUCCAGGACCGGAAUUGAAGAACCCAUGGGGUCUCAACCACCUGGUACCAUUUGGUCUGUUAGGAGGAGCACCAGCUCAUGACAUGCACCACCAGAAGCCCAACAGUAACUAUGCACCUUUCUUCAGCCACUGGGACAGACUUUUUGGGACUGCCAUCCUGUCAUGGAAGAUAACUGA